Messenger RNA from Archocentrus centrarchus (flier cichlid), 1033 nucleotides. It is a transcript of the gene mrpl24, whose product is annotated as mitochondrial ribosomal protein L24. The transcript is spliced from 6 exons. Gene Ontology annotation, cellular component: ribosome. NCBI's taxonomy places the organism in Eukaryota, Metazoa, Chordata, Actinopteri, Cichliformes, Cichlidae. Bases 99 to 749 code for a protein of 216 amino acids. Gene Ontology annotation, biological process: translation. The record is from RefSeq and is a predicted model, not a curated record. Gene Ontology annotation, molecular function: structural constituent of ribosome; RNA binding.
AAGCCUGUUACGACCUCCUGUCCUAUAGGUGGCGCUGCCGCCAGGUUCAUGUAGGCGUCAGCUGUGCUACAUGUGACAUUGACAUCAACAGAGGCACAAUGAGGCUGACCGCUCUGCUCUCGAUGGCAGCCAGGGUCGUUGUACCCAAAGAUUACCGUUACGGCACCAACAGGCCGUGGACCGUAGCUGCUAAGAGGUUGAAUCCUGCGGGGAAGAGGAGAAGAAAGGUGUUUGUGGAGCCGAUAGCACCAGAGGAGUGGCCUGUGCUCAGAGGGGACACGGUUGAAAUUCUGGCAGGCAAGGACAAAGGAAAGCAGGGAAAAGUGAUCCAAGUCUUCAGACGCAGAAACUGGGUCAUCCUGGAGGGACUGAACACACAUCACCGGUAUAUUGGAAAAACUCCAGACUACCGUGGAACGUACAUUGCCAGUGAGGCUCCCAUCCUGCUCCAUGAUGUUGCCCUUAUUGACCCCUCAGACAGGAAGCCCACUGAAAUAGAGUGGAGGUACACAGAGGAGGGUGAGAGAGUCAGGGUGUCACUUAGGACGGGUCGGAUCGUCCCGAAACCUGUUGUGGAGCGACGAGAUGGCAUUGUGCCACAGCAGUGGAAAGAUGGACCCAAAGACACGAGCACCGAAGAUGCUCUUGAAAAGACCUACGUACCAUCUCUGAAAACCCUGGAGGAGGAGGUCAUGGAGAAACUCGGUAUCCAGGAGAACAGGAGGCACCAAAGGUCGUACUGGUACUGACCAGAGAAAUCAGAGACACUCAGACUCCCCUUUGUGCUGACCAGUUUUCACAGGAACUCUGAACAUGCCUUGUUCUGCUGGGAGUCAAGCUGAAGGUCAGGUCAGACAGAGACUGUGAAGAUGCCAAGUGGAGGCUGUAUAGACUCUAACAUACUGUUGCAACAUACAAAUUAAUAAGAAAAUUGAUUUAUAAACAACAUGAAGAAGUGAAAUCAUAAACUCUGUUUACAAAUGUGUCAUGUGUCGCUUUGUUCCUUCAUAUUGUGAAUAAAUAUCAAACUGGA